This is a messenger RNA of Hylaeus volcanicus, 2389 nucleotides long. Its product is annotated as segmentation polarity homeobox protein engrailed-like. The transcript has 2 exons. Lineage: Eukaryota; Metazoa; Arthropoda; Insecta; Hymenoptera; Colletidae. Gene Ontology annotation, biological process: neuron differentiation; regulation of transcription by RNA polymerase II. Bases 868 to 2259 code for a protein of 463 amino acids. Gene Ontology annotation, molecular function: DNA-binding transcription factor activity, RNA polymerase II-specific; RNA polymerase II cis-regulatory region sequence-specific DNA binding. Gene Ontology annotation, cellular component: nucleus. The record is from RefSeq and is a predicted model, not a curated record.
UGGAUCCCACAGCGUCGCACAACGGUUCCGUUGAAACCCGCGUCUACCAGCGCCGUGAAGGACCUCCACGUUUGACCGAUGGUCACCCGUGUCCACGUCGUUCCUACAGGGUCUCUGGGACGGCGGACCCCUUGGCCCGUGUCCUAGCCUCGGUUUCCUGGCCGUUGGCCGAGUUCAGUGCGCGUUGUUCUCGGCGUCGAGACCACAGAGGACCUUGAGGGUCUACCUGGCUCGUGUCUGCGAGCAUCGUCGUGCCAGGACCCGGGUAAAGUGAGAGUGCGAUGGAUUAUGGAUGCGCGGAACAGACUCUGAAGCCGCGUGACGGUACGGUGAUGGCCUUGGAGCCCCGCGAGAACCGCAGAGUUCGCUACCAGUUGGACCGUCAGCUGGACGAAUGAGUCGCCAGCUCGGGGGCACUGGUUCGUAGUGCGUCCAUAGUGAGAAAAGACUGUUCGCGGGCCAGGAUGGGGCACCAGCUCGAAAAACCUUGCGGUGAUCGGUUAUGAGCACGGCUGAACAGUAUCCGUCGGUAAGGAACCGAGGGAACAGUACUCGGUGCUCGUAGCGAGUUUAACAGUGCAUCGAACAAGCUGAUUCGUGAUAACAUGGAAAUCGAAUGCAAAGGAUACGUCGUUAACGUCGGCUGACGAUCGCCAGGUGUCCUUUUCGAAGAUGACAAUCCCCCCAGGGGGCUCCAAGCGGAAGGAAUCCGUUAGGUAGGCACACCAGAAGCACCUAAAUCGUAGAGGAGAAUCCUCGACUGUCGCCAUGGAGAGAUCGAGACCAAAUCAGGCCUAACUUCUCCUCCACCGAUCCACUCGGUAGCCCACAUUGCGCGAGAAGGAAACGAGGAAUCGAAAGAGAGACAUGUCGAGCACGCCACCGGAGUCGUCCAUCGGUUUGGACCCCGUCGAUCUCCACGAGAUCAGGCAGAAUCAUCUGCAGUCGAGGCUGGAGUCCUCGGACUCGGAGAAACGGGAGCAGAUACGAGGAAGUGACGGCAACAACCCCGACAGCGAUUGCGAGAGCGACACCAGCGAGGUGUUGAGCGUCGGCAGCGAACCGACGCCUACCAGCGUCGUAGGAAUCCGUGGCUGCGGUUUGGUCAGGUACGAUCAGGAGUCCGCGAGCAGCCGCUGCGACUUUCGCGACGAGGAGAACACGAGGACAUCGGCGACACCCUCGCCGACCAGCUCGACAAGCUGCAACGAUGCGUUCUACCAGCGAACGACCAACCACAUCCAGGCGCCUAGUCCGCCAGGGUACAGUCAACCUCCGUCGUCGCCAACGGCCUCCUCUGUCAGGUCACCGGCGUCGUCGUCGGCCACUGCCUCGUCCCCGGGUCGCCCUGAAGCCAUCCAAGACGUCAUAGUGCCGAGGUACCAGUCCAGCCACCACCAGCACUUGCUACCUCGAUACUCAUCCAGGGAGUCGGAGAUUCCCGAUUACCCAACACGAGUCCCACACAGUUUGACCCACGAGAUCGUCUACCCGACCGUAGAGAGGUUGCACAGGACCCCUAUCAGCGUUCCCCUGGUCACCAGGCUUUCGUUGUCACCACCGUCGGCCAUGACGGUCACCGGCCUUCAAGCGACAACCCCUGUCCUGCAUCCCACAGUCUGCAGGGACCCCAGAGAAACCGCGUCGCUGAUGCCGCAUCCUGCUCAGCACUUGCAUCACCCCAACAGCCACGUUCACCUUCACCAGACGUCCCAGGUGCAGCACGUACCCGCGAAUUCGGUGCACACGCAUCGACUCUCGGUGAGCAAGAUCCUCCAGAGAGACUCCAGCAGCCCUGCCUCCCCUGGAGCGAGAGAGGAGAGCGGGAGAACGAUGCCUGGCGUACACAACGGUGUACAGAACAACGGCGUCAGCAACAAUCAUCACAACAACCACAACAAUAACAAUCUGCAGCAUCAGGCUGGCCUAAAGUUCAGCAUAGACAAUAUCCUCAAGGCUGACUUUGGCAGGAGGAUCACCGAUCCCAUCUCAUUGAAGAAGUCCAGACCCAAGAAGGUUUCUUCGAGACCCAUCGAUCUCACAAAAGACUUUCUCGAGUCGUCCUCCGAGACGUCGGAGAAGAGCAGCUCGGAGACGAGCUCCACGACCAACACCUCGCCCGGUAGUGUCACCACUGGGAAUUCGACUUCCAACACGACGGGGCCACCGUCGAGCGACCCCGGGAUGCAGCUGGCCUGGCCUGCAUGGGUCUACUGCACCAGAUACUCGGAUCGACCUUCCUCUGGACGAAGUAAGUAACGACCGACAACAGUUAGAGGCCGUAGAAUCGAGAGAGAGAGAAAGAGCUAGGCCAGACUAAUGACGAUAUGGCAUCAGAGAACGUGAGCUUUUCCGAGGCCAUUAUUACUUGCCCUUUCUGUGGAAUCAU